Molecule: messenger RNA, 907 nt
Organism: Drosophila melanogaster (fruit fly)
Lineage: Eukaryota; Metazoa; Arthropoda; Insecta; Diptera; Drosophilidae
Exons: 1
Coding region: 26-649 (207 amino acids)
Source: RefSeq, marked reviewed
AGUUUAAAGUCGACCGCGUUUCGAUAUGAAACAGAUCGGAUUUCUACUGUGUUCAGUGGUCGCGGCCAGCCAUUUGGCAAAUGCAAGUGAUAUGAACUCGGGACAGGAGCAGAUUCGAACAGCAAUACCCUGGCUAUAUAUCCUGGCGCUAUCGGCAGCCCAGCCACAUAUACCCAUCCUAAGGCCCCAAGAUGAGACACCGGCUAACACGAACAGUGCGAUCAUGAAAAAGCCCCAGUCGGAUGAGAUCGUGAAUUCUGAUCAAUCCAACAACGAGGUACGAGAGCAGUUUCUGCAAGGAAUCCUUCUGGGCUUACAGCAGCCAGGAUCUCCCACAAUUUCGCCCGCCGUUCUAUCAGACUUCAUUGCCCAGGCGACUACUACCACUCGAAAGCCGGCUGUACAAAAAGAUGCCGAUGGAUCUGAUAACGAUGAAGAUGUUGAUUAUAUAGACUUUAAGAAUGGAUCGCGCAUCAAGUACGAUUUGGAUGAUGUCGAGCAGCCGGUUAACAAAAUUCUGCAGCGGACUACCAAACGUCCGGCUGCGAAUCCGCAACAAAACCCUGCCCUCUAUUAUAGACCUCCAACUAGUACCGUUUACUAUAGACCUAUAUAUGGGCCUACGCCCUAUUAUUAUCGAGUUGGCUAGCCUACUAUUUUUAUCAAUAAAGAAAAUAAAAAUCAUAGGGAAAGAUGGUUUGUAAAAUAGCUUUGUUUUGCAGUUGGUUCGUUAAGUAGAACUCUGCUGACUAUGUUAGCCCAUUAGUCUACUAAGUUAUGUGAAAUAAACUUUCGGUUCACUUCUGUGAUUUCGCGAGCCAAAACAAUAAAAAUUCAAAUGAUCGCUUUGGGUCUCCACACCAAGCCCAGAUCGCAUUUUGAUCUGCAGCUCGUGUUUUAGUCCGGU